AUGUCUUCAGAGUCAGAAAAGGAUAAAGAGGUUUAAGCUGCCAAAUUCUUUCACUUUUUUAAGUAAGAUUUUGCUUCCUUCACAUACACAUUUAGCAGAUUGUUUAACAGCGGUAUGAAUACUCAGAUCAUCUGAAUGACUAUGGAAGAAGAUGGUUAUUUUAAGGAUAUCAUUGAACAAAUGCUCAAAAAUUUUAAGGAGAUGCAACCUGUAGUGGAUGCAAAGGACAAAAUGCAAAAGGAACUUUUAGUUUCCAAAAUUGCGACAGCUUUGUGUGCAAUGGUUGAGAAAAGUACCAAUCAAGUAAAGGAGUUGCAUCAGUUUGCUAAAGGAGUGCUCCAAGAUGUCCAUGUACCAAUCAUGUCUUUGCUGAAUGGUGGUAACCACGUUGGGUGUUUGGAAUCUUCUCUCACCUUGAUGAAGUAUCCCAUCAUGAAUCUUCAGUUACGUGACUUUUAUAGAAAAAUCACCAAAGAGUAAUCAGAUGCCUCCACAUCUUAGAAAAACCCAAGUGCAGGUUUGCAAACCACUACCGUGGACACCUUGAAAAAGUUGCAGGAUGCAUGAAAACCUGAGAAUGCCAAGAAUACCAUGGAGUCUGCUGCAGAUUAGUUAGAGCGAAUUGUCAGAACUAUGGGACUGAUCUUAGACAUCUGCCAAAAAGUUGUAAAGAUUAUAGAAGCCAAUAUUUCUGGGGUUAAGAAAGCAAAUGACUAG
Molecule: messenger RNA, 717 nt
Organism: Rhinolophus ferrumequinum (greater horseshoe bat)
Lineage: Eukaryota; Metazoa; Chordata; Mammalia; Chiroptera; Rhinolophidae
Gene: C10H12orf60
Product: chromosome 10 C12orf60 homolog
Source: RefSeq, a predicted model, not a curated record